UCCACUUUGCAGAACACGAGUUGAUGAGAAAAAAAAUACUUCUCGGCCCCGGCCAGCCAUGAGCUGUUUGGAUGUUAUGUACCAAGUCUACGGUCCUUCCCAGCCCUACUUCGCAGCAGCCUACAGCCCCUACCACCAGAAACUCGCCUUUUACUCCAAAAUGCAGGAAGCCCCAGAGAGCGGCAGCAGCGCCAGCGCCGGCAGCUCCUUCUCCAGCCACGCAGCGGCCAGCAUCAAGGAGGAGGACUGCAGCCCCGAGAAGGAGCGACCCCCCGAGGCCGAGUACAUCAGCUCCCGCUGUGUCCUCUUCACCUACUUCCAGGGGGACAUCAGCGCCGUGGUGGAUGAGCACUUCAGCCGGGCGCUCAGCCAGCCCAGCAGCUUCUCCCUGGGCAGCGCGAAGGCGGCGCGGAACGCGGGGUCCUGGCGGGAUGGAUCCUUCCCAAUGAGCCAGCGCAUCUUCCCGCCAUCCUUCUGGAACAGCACCUACCAGCCCUCCUCGGUCCCAGCCAGCCUGAGCAGCCCCCUGUCAGCUGCUGCCCACAGCGAGCUGCCCUUCGCCGCUGCCUCCGACCCCUACGCGCCCGCCUCUCUGCACGGCCACCUGCACCAGGGUGGCCCCGAGCCCUGGCACCACGCGCACCACCACCACCACCACCACCACCACCACCACCCCUACAUCGGCACACAGAGCACCGCCUACCCCCGCCCCGCCGCCAUGCACGAGGUCUACGGGCCCCACUUUGACCCCCGCUACGGCUCGCUCCUGGUGCCCACCGCCUCCGUCCGCCCGCACCGCCUCACCCCCGCCUCCGUGUCCACACCAGUCAGCCCCCCCUGUGAACUGGGCAAGGGUGAAGCGGGCGCUGCUGCAGCCUGGACGACACCGGGCCCCUUCCCCAGUGCAACGGGAGACAUGGCACAGAGCAUUGGCCUCAAUGUGGACACAGGUAAUGAGCUGCCCUCGGUUUCUUCUUCCUUUUUUUGUUUUUCUUCUCUCCAUUCUCAGGUUUGCAACCUCAGGAUAAAAGCAAGGAUCUGUACUGGUUUUAGAGCUGUCCUUCACUCUUCUUCCCCUGGCUCUCCCCUGUAGCUCUCUACCCGUUAGACAUGGUGGCAUUCAGAGCUGAAAUCGGGUCAGUUUGUAACAGCUUCUGAUCUUGGUUUGCAGCUCGCCGUUACUCCUUCUGUGGUGGAUCCCUUCUGAGCUGAUGUGCUGACUCAAAGACUCUCAGAUCUCCCCUUGCCCUUUUCCAAGCCCACUGUGGUCCUGCUGCUCGGGGAAAGACAACAGGAUUUAAAAGGACCCGGCAUUGCAAGGGUGAUACUUUAGACUUGUUUUGGAGAGGAAAGUCACUCUGUUUCAAGAGGAGAGCCAAAGACAUUGAACUUCUAUUUAAGCAGACCCCACAUCCAGACCUGCAGCAAGACUACUGUGAAAGAGUCAAAUGACAUCAUGGAUGGUGAUGCAAAACAACCACUGGCCUUCAUACAGGCAACAGAGGAAAUCGUGGGGGUUUUUUAGUGGUGUGAAUAUUUUUUUAUGGCAGUGAAAGUUAUUUCUUGAAUGCAGCCAUGGGAAAGAUAUUCAGCAGUUUUGAACUGGAUUUUUAUUUUGCAUUAUAGAAAAGUAAAAGGACAAGAAACUGGAACUCAUGAACUUUUUUGGACUGUCAAGGAACUGGUCAGAUUUUUCAGCUUUGUGGUUGUGAGUGGCAAGUGUCUGACUGGGGCCACCUGCCCUGGACUUACAGAUAUGCAGCUGUUCCCCUCACAACUGCUUAAAUCCCAGAAAGACGAAAACCAAGGUGGCACUUCUCAGAGUUUGGCACAUUGCAUUGGCUGUAUAACAGUUGUUUGGUUGGGGGUGGGGUUGUUUGGUUGGUUUUGGUUGGCUUUUUUUUGUGUUUUUUUUUUUUCUUUUUUUUUUCUUUUUACAAUAAACAUUUUCUGGUGAAAGUUUAACCCUCUUAAAGCAGGGUGAGAAACGAAUCUGAUGAAGAAUGGCUCGCCUCCAACCCAACACCCAGAACAAAAAGCACUUGGUGGACAUUAGUUCUGAGUUGCCUCUAACACUUCCCUUUGUCUACUUGUUGCUGUCAUUUUGCCACUUUAGUCGUUGUUUUGUUUGGGGUUUUUUGAAAGGGGCAAACAGAUAUUUAACAGUAGCAAAGCUGUAUUAAAGGAAUCUCCUUCAU
Haemorhous mexicanus (house finch) is the source of this 2198-nucleotide messenger RNA. RefSeq names its product vestigial like family member 2 (gene VGLL2). Lineage: Eukaryota; Metazoa; Chordata; Aves; Passeriformes; Fringillidae. Gene Ontology annotation, biological process: regulation of transcription by RNA polymerase II. The transcript is spliced from 4 exons. Gene Ontology annotation, cellular component: nucleus. The record is from RefSeq and is a predicted model, not a curated record. Bases 59 to 1093 code for a protein of 344 amino acids.